GGCGCGCGCGAGGCAGCAGCGGAGAGAGCAGACCCGGCGGAGAGAGAUAGAGUGUGUGAGAGAGAGAGAGAGAGAGAGAGAGAGUGAGAGUGAGAGAGCUCGAGAGUGAACUGGAGGAGAGAGAGCGACGACCGUCAGGCUCCGGGUGUCUGAGGGACGGACACCGACACGCAGAGGAGGAGGAGCGCGCAGGCGAGCAGAUUGAUUGUCUGAGCGAGUGGCCGUCAGGUUGAAUGAAGCUGCUGCACCUGGUGCGUCUGAGGGCCUCUCCCAUGUUUUGAUUUGUUUCCCCCUUUUUUUCUUUUUAACUUUAAAAAAUAACAACAAAAGAAACCUCAAGAAAACGUGGUUUCACCGAGGCCGCUGCUCGUCAUGCCGUCCAACAGUCCUGCUGCCGCCGAGCCGCCCCAGACGCCAGAGAACGAAACCUCCAACGAUGUGAGUGAAGACGGAGCAGACCAGGACAGUCCAGAGGAGGGGACGCCGGCGAGCCCCCGCAGCAAGCGCAGAGUGGGCCGUCCAGGAAGGAAACGCAAACAGCUGCUUCCUGAGAUGGCGACCUCUGACCCGUGUGCUAACGCCCCGCCAACCCCGCCCGAGGAGCCGGAGGCCACCCCCUCCCCUCGCAAGAAGCGCGGGCGUCGGAAACUAGAGCACAGCGACAGGAGCAAGGAAGAGCCAGACGACAGAAACUGCGACUCUCCCAGAGAGGUUGAGACUGGGAGGCUGCGGAGGAGGCCAGUACCCAGAGUGACCUUCCAGGCCGGAGACCCGUACUACAUCAGCAGGAGACAGAGAGAAGAAUGGCUGAGCCGCUGGAAGAUGGAGGUGGGAGAGAAUCAGGUCUCUGUCUGUGCGGAGCGGCGGGCAUACAGAGAGGCGGAGAUCAGCAUGAUGGACGACCUAUCAGAGGCCGACUUUCAGAAAGAGGAGGAGCCGUCAAGCCCGGCGCCACCGCCCUCACAGCAACACACAGACCCCGCCUCCCCGACGGUCGCCGUGACGCCGGAGCCGGUCGCCAGGGGGGAACAGGCCACGCCCCGCGAGAUCGAGUACCAGGUUCAGGAUGGGCGGGGCUUCGUCAUCGGCGCACUGGUGUUCGGGAAGCUGCGAGGUUUCUCCUGGUGGCCCGGCAGGAUCGUGUCCUGGUGGAUGAGCGGCCGGAGUCGAGCGGCCGACGGCACCCGCUGGGUCAUGUGGUUCGGCGACGGCAAAUUCUCCGUGGUGUGUGUGGAGAAGCUGAUGCCUCUGAGUUCCUUCUCCUCUGCCUUCCACCAGCCCACCUACAACAAACAGUCCAUGUACAGGAAAGCCAUCUUUGAGGCUCUGCAGGUGGCGAGUGUGAGGGCGGGGCGGCCUGUUCCCUCCUGUGACGCCAGCGACGACGCGGACGGCGUGGAGAUUCAAACCAGACAGAUGAUAGAGUGGGCCAUGAAGGGUUUCCUGCCCAACGGCCCACAGUCACUGGAUCCUCCAGAAGAGGAGCAGAAUCCCUACAAAGAAGUGUAUCCAGAGAUGUGGGCGGAGCCCGAGGCCGCGUACACGCCCCCACCCGCGAAGAAACCUCGCAAGAACUCGGCGGAAAAAGCCAAAAUCAGAGAGGUGAUCGACGAGGGAACCAGAGAGCGACUUAUCCAAGAAAUCAAGAAGAAGACCAGGAAUAUAGAAGAUAUCUGUAUCUCCUGCGGGAGCCUCAACGUCUCUCUGGAACAUCCUCUCUUCAUGGGAGCCAUGUGUCAGGGCUGCAAAAACUCAUUCCUGGAGUGUGCCUACCAGUACGACGACGACGGCUACCAGUCCUACUGCACCAUCUGCUGUGGAGGCAGGGAAGUGCUCAUGUGUGGCAACAACAACUGCUGUAGGUGUUUCUGUGUGGAGUGCGUGGACCUGUUGGUCGGCGCGGGCUCGGCGGCCGCAGCGAUCAAAGAGGACCCGUGGAACUGCUACAUGUGCGGACCGCGCAACACCUACGGGUUACUGCGGCGACGCGACGACUGGCCCUGCAGACUGCAGCACUUCUUCGCCAACAACCACGAACAGGAAUUUGAGCCGUCAAAGUUGUACCCUCCUGUUGCAGCAGAGAAGAGGCAACCAAUCAGAGUCCUCUCCCUGUUUGACGGCAUCGCCACAGGUCUGCUGGUGCUGAAGGAUCUGGGCAUCCAGGUGGACAAGUACGUGGCGUCGGAGGUCUGCGAGGACUCCAUCACCGUGGGCAUGGUGCGACACCACGGACGCAUCAUGUACGUGGGAGACGUUCGCAACGUCACCCACAAACACAUUGAAGAGUGGGGACCGUUUGACCUGGUGAUCGGAGGAAGCCCCUGCAACGACCUCUCCAUAGUCAACCCUGCACGCAAAGGCCUUUACGAGGGAACGGGCCGGUUGUUUUUCGAAUUUUACCGCCUGCUGCACGAGGCGCGGCCAAAGCCCGGCGACGAGCGGCCAUUUUUCUGGCUGUUUGAGAACGUGGUCGCCAUGGGAGUCAGCGACAAGCGCGACAUCUCGCGCUUCUUAGAGUGUAACCCGGUGAUGAUCGACGCCAAGGAAGUGUCUGCUGCGCACCGCGCUCGCUACUUCUGGGGGAACCUGCCAGGCAUGUCCAGACCUUUGACACCGAUGGUGAACGACAGGCUGGAUUUACAGGAGUGUCUCGAGCAUGGACGCACUGCCAAGUUUGAGAAGUUGCGUACGAUAACGACACGAUCCAACUCUGUGAAGCAGGGGAAAGACGAGCAUUUCCCCGUCUACAUGGACAACAAGGAGGACAUCCUCUGGUGCACCGAGAUGGAAAGGUGA
This is a messenger RNA of Solea senegalensis (Senegalese sole), 2796 nucleotides long. It is a transcript of the gene dnmt3aa, whose product is annotated as DNA (cytosine-5-)-methyltransferase 3 alpha a. The record is from RefSeq and is a predicted model, not a curated record. Gene Ontology annotation, cellular component: cytoplasm; nucleus. Gene Ontology annotation, biological process: negative regulation of DNA-templated transcription. Lineage: Eukaryota; Metazoa; Chordata; Actinopteri; Pleuronectiformes; Soleidae. The coding region runs from base 373 to 2796 and encodes 807 amino acids. Gene Ontology annotation, molecular function: methyltransferase activity. The transcript is spliced from 22 exons.